CUGUCUGUCCCUCCCCCACUCUCCGGGGAAGAGAGAGGGGCCAAAGCCAAAGAACAUGACUCCAGACUCCACACCAGCUCUAAUCCGAUGAUCCUCUCCCUCUCCUCCCUCCCCUCCGCCCCUCUCCACCACCGCCCCAACCUCUCCUCCGCCAUCCCCCUCACCCGCCGCUCCUUCCUCUUCUCCACUGUCACUGCCACCACCACCCCAGCCGCCCUUUCCCUCCCCUUGCCGCCGCCGCCACCAGACACCACCAUCACGGACCGCGUGUUCAUGGACUUCUCCAUCUGCCCCAACUACUUCCGCCCCGACCGCACCCUCUCCGACGACCUCUCCACCCUGUGCUCCGGCGACGAGGCCGACUCCGCCCCGAUCGGCCGCCUCGUCCUCGGCCUCUACGGGCGCCUCGUCCCCCUCACUGUCUCCAACUUCAAGUCCAUGUGCACGAAUCCCAACUCAUCUUACAAGUAUACCCUCGUCAACAAGAUCUUCCCAGGGCAGUACUUUCUUGCAGGUCGACAGGGCCGCAGGGAUAAAGGGGAGGUGAGGCCGCCCCUCACUUUGGAGCGGAAUACUGAGACUGUCGACCCGAGGGCCUUUGAGCUUAAGCAUUCUCGGGCGGGUAUCAUUUCGCUUUGCUUGUCAGAGAACGACGAUGAUGAGAAGAUUAAGAUGGACCCUGACUACCGAAAUGUGGAGUUCUUGAUCACUACUGGACCAGGCCCCUGCCCCCAGUUGGACAACAAGAACAUUGUCUUUGGGACUGUUCUGGAAGGAUUGGACGUGGUAACAGCUAUAGCUUCAAUCCCAACAUAUAAGCCAUCAGAACGUAUCCGCCAGUUCAACGAUUUGGCUGAGUUUCUGGGAGACGAUAGAGCGCAGAAUGCCCGAGCUAUGUGGAGCAGGCCUCUCAAGACCGUUUAUAUCAGUGAUUGUGGAGAGCUCAAAGUCUCAAAUCCCACUCUUUCUCCUAGCUUACCUUAAUUUUCACAAAAGGAGUGGCCCCGGAUACGAGAGAUCUAGAAGAUUUUGUUGUAUACUGACCAGAUGGAAAUUGGAACUGAUGUUCUUCAAGUCAUAUUCACAGAUUAUUAUCCGCAACCAAAAAUCAGUAAGAUGAGGUGUAGGUAAAACAAUUGUGGUAACUGUGCUCGAUGCGUGCUUAUAGUCAACUUUGUGUAAUAAUUUCGACAAAGCCAAUCUACAGGGAAGUUUCAAUGCAACGUCCAGUUUUGGCUAAUUCUGAUGUGCUGGACAUUUGAACAACUGUGAUGAGGAAAGAAGAGGAGAUUUGGAAGACGCUUUCAUAGAUGCUGAUAGAGAGUCCUCCCACGGCCGAUUCCUUGGAAAGGCAACGUUCCUUGGCUUAGAAUCAAUAGCAAUGGGACGUAUGGCAAUCGUUCCCCUUAAAUCAUGCAGUGCACAGCUGCAGUUACAAUGAUUUGGCCUUUGCUCGAUCUCCAUAUCCUGCAUUGAUGUGAUCCUAUGGUUUCUAUGUUCUCCUGCUUGAUCUGUGUGAAACCUCAGGGAAGCUUUUGGACAGAGUCCAGCAAAUUGAAUUUUCUGAGGGAAGAGUUUGAAUUGAUUGUUGACUUGACCUGUCUAUGAUUUUGAAACCCCUGGAGUCAGAUUAAGCUUGAGAUAUUUUCCAAGAAGAGAGGCCGCUCUCGAUCGAUUUUUCUUCUCGUAUCUUCUUACAUUACUGACGUGAGGAUGCAAAGGCGCUGAUUUUUGAACUGUAGGCUGUUUUACUUGGAGAGCAAAGCUCUGGACAUAUCACACCUAGUGCUCGAUUUAUCUUUUGAAAGGGCAUGAAACUCGUAUUUCAACGAGUUUCUUGCUCUCGGUGGGUUAGUUAAUUUCCCCACGUCAGUGUUCAUACAGCUGAUUCUGCCGUGAAGAUGCCUUUACAACUAGUCAAUAUCCAUAUAUUUUGCCCCUUGGGUAUGUUGGCAGUUACUACUGAUCGGUUUCAAGCUAUGAUUGGAAGCUGCAGACUAAGACUGGACGAGCGGAGCUCGACUUUGGAUUCUUACAGAGCAAGGUAUUCUUGCUUUUCUCUCAUGGGAAAAUUAUUAUAAAAAAAAAAUUAAAAGAGUUACUGGAGUGAAUCUCUAGGAAACAAGAAAACAACAACUUCAUGGUAAUUCAGUGAUCAGCUAGUUAGUAUUGCAGGCCGAAGAAAAAUAAAUUUAUGAGAGCCAUUCAAAUUCAAUUGCAUUAUGUUUAUGGUCACUGAUUACCACUUGUUCUA
Molecule: messenger RNA, 2254 nt
Organism: Punica granatum (pomegranate)
Lineage: Eukaryota; Viridiplantae; Streptophyta; Magnoliopsida; Myrtales; Lythraceae
Source: RefSeq, a predicted model, not a curated record